Molecule: messenger RNA, 1164 nt
Organism: Phyllostomus discolor (pale spear-nosed bat)
Lineage: Eukaryota; Metazoa; Chordata; Mammalia; Chiroptera; Phyllostomidae
Gene: CAV3
Product: caveolin 3
Exons: 2
Coding region: 305-763 (152 amino acids)
Biological process (GO): caveola assembly; regulation of membrane depolarization during cardiac muscle cell action potential
Cellular component (GO): caveola
Molecular function (GO): transmembrane transporter binding; connexin binding; molecular adaptor activity
Source: RefSeq, a predicted model, not a curated record
GGCAGCAGGGAAUGCCAGGCCCUCUGCUCCUUGCGUGAGGCCCAGUGCCCACAACAGCCCCCUUUAAGGCUGCUGGGCCAUCCAGCAGAGCUCCAGUCUUAAUUUUAGCUUGGAGGCCUGCCACAGAGGCUUUAGUGAGAGGCAGGCUGAAGUUAUGUGGGACAGCUGUCAGCUGGCAUUCUGGGUGGGGCCUAUUUAGCCAGCAGGGGCACAAGUCCGGGGACACUGAACUGGUGUCCCUGCCCCGAGUCUUUCCCACCCGACCAGGCACACGGCUCACAUCUCCCGCGGGUCCCCCAGUUCCAUGAUGAUGUCUGAAGAGCACACAGACCUGGAGGCCCAGAUUGUCAAAGACAUUCACUGCAAGGAGAUCGACCUGGUGAACCGAGACCCCAAGAACAUUAAUGAGGACAUAGUGAAGGUGGAUUUCGAGGAUGUGAUUGCAGAGCCCGUGGGCACUUACAGCUUCGACGGUGUAUGGAAAGUAAGCUACACCACCUUCACUGUCUCCAAGUACUGGUGCUAUCGCCUGCUGACCACGCUGCUGGGUGUCCCGCUGGCCCUGCUCUGGGGCUUCCUGUUUGCCUGCAUCUCCUUCUGCCACAUCUGGGCGGUGGUGCCGUGCAUUAAGAGCUACCUGAUCGAGAUCCAGUGCAUCAGCCACAUCUACUCGCUCUGCAUCCGCACCUUCUGCAACCCACUCUUCGCCGCCCUGGGCCAGAUGUGCACCAGCAUCAAGGUGAUGCUGCGGAAAGAAGUAUAAAGCCUCGUGAAGUAAGGCAAGGGGGUGGCCAGGCAGGGGGAGUCAGACCAGGCUGGACCCACAAUACCGCUCCAUGGGAACUGCUGGCUAGCUCUUUCUCGGGACUGCUAUUUCCCCCCAAGACAGGAGCAUAGCGCUUUGGGAAUCCAGAAAGAAAAGAAGGCCCUGCCACAGAAGCAGUGGCCCACCACGAUACCCCCAUGACCAGGCAUGUGGGAAGAUCAUUUGCUAAGAGGCAGCUACUGCAAGUCUUUGUGUUCACGUGUACUGUAACAGCACAAACCAGCACUCGGUUCCCACCCGGGGUCGACCUGUCCACAUGUGCCGCCCAGGAAACCCACCAGUGACUGUUGGCAUUGCAAUGGUGGCUCCAAUAAAGGGUUUUGGCUGCAUUCAGAGAA